Paramecium pentaurelia is the source of this 1484-nucleotide messenger RNA. NCBI's taxonomy places the organism in Eukaryota, Ciliophora, Oligohymenophorea, Peniculida, Parameciidae. The record is from the annotation of a GenBank genome assembly.
AUGUCAUUAGAACGAGUGAGAAAGAGUCUCCAAAUAAUUUUUGGAAUUGAUAAGAAUACAACGACAAGAGAACCAUUAAUUCAAGAAAGAAUUUCAUAAGAAUUUGUGUAUGAUUCAAAAAUGAAUGAAUAACAUUAAAAUAAAUUUUCAAUGAUGAAUCAAUAAAGGAAGAGAUCUAAUUAAUAUUAUUAUGCAUUAGAUAGAUUAAGGUCAUUUUAUUAAAAUAAAGCCUAAUCUAAUGAAUAUGAUCAAAUCCCUGUCAUAACUUAUCUUGGAGAUAAUACAGAAGUAAUUGGGUUAUUUCAAGUAAUAGAAAAAAUUAAAUUUGAAUAUGAAUCAUGCUAGAUGGAAUUAGUAAGAUCGAUUUCAUGAUAAUGACAGUUCCAAUUAUAGUUCAUAAUUUGGUGAAAAAUUAGUUCAAAAAAGUUCUAAUAUAUUAGCAAGUGUGAGCAAACAAGAUUUUAAGCCUUACUAUGUUUAAGACUAAUAUAGAGAUAACUUUAAUAACUAAUAAUCAUAGAUAUCUUAAUAGCAAUAAAAUAAUCUAAUGUAGUCUUAAAAACAAUUAACAAUUUUUGGCGGAAACAAGUCCAAAGUUCAUUUUCUCAGGGAAGAUAAAUAAUCAAGAUCUAAAAGCAAUAAACCUGAAUCUAAUUUUAAAAGAUUAGGGGGAAUAUUAGAGGAUGAUUUUUUGAUACCUUCUUUUUUAAAAGACCAAGAUGUUCAAGAUAAAAAGUUUAAAGAAAAAGAGGUUUAAUCUAAUAAUAAGUUUAUAGGAAUAUAACCAUUUAAUUUUUCCACUUUAAGUAAAAUUAAUAAUAAAAAUGAAUCUUAAUUAUAAUUAAAUGGAUCUCAUUAAUAAAUAGAUUUCAAUGAAAUUUAUUCUUAAAAUCAAGCAGAUAAAUUAAGAGAAAAUGAUUAAAUUAAUAAAAAACCAAUAACACAUAAAAAAUCAAAUUAAAUUAAAUUUUGGGAAAAAGAUCCAAUUAAUGAAAAAAAUCCUUUCAUUAUUUAAACUGAUGAGACACCUUUAUGGGAAAACAGAUUUAAACCACCUUGGCAAAUUUAAAAUCCUAUGUAAAAUGUUUACAAUGAAUUUGAACCUAAUGAAAAAUCAGAAAAUCUAUCUAUAAAAGAUUAUGAAUAAUAAUAAGAAAAUCAAGAAUAAAAAUCAUCAGCUUCUUUUGAAUAAUAAGUUAAUAUAUCUUUUGGUGGUUGUGAUAUUAAUUUAUCAGAUGACCAUAAAGAUGAAAAUAUUGAAAGAAAACCUCCAAAAAAUUAAUUAAUUUUUGAUACUUUUGUAAAUCCAAAAUUUAAUUUUGAAAAUCAUACUCCUUUAUCAAAAGAAAAAGCUAUAAAUAUAUAAAAAUAAUUAGAUUUUUCAGAAUAAACACCUGUAUUUAAAUAACAAGAGGAAAAUAAAUAAACUUUUAAUUAAUAAAAAAAUAAUAAAAUUAUAGGAGAUCCAUAAAUUACUAUAAUGA